AUGUCGACGUGGGGUCAAUAUUUCCGUGUCACCACCUAUGGCGAGUCUCACUGCCGCUCCGUUGGCUGCAUCGUCGACGGAUGUCCUCCGGGCAUGCAACUCACCGAGACCGACAUCCAGCCUCAGAUGACCCGUCGCCGUCCCGGCCAGAGCGCCCUCACUACCCCGCGGGACGAGAAGGACCGAGUCGAGAUCCAGUCAGGCACCGAGUUCGGCGUGACUCUGGGCACACCAAUUGCCAUGGUCGUCCGCAAUGAGGACCAGCGUCCCAAGGACUACGGUGGUAGCACAAUGGACCUGUACCCCCGCCCUAGCCAUGCCGACUUCACCUACCUUGAGAAGUACGGCGUCAAGGCCAGCAGCGGUGGUGGUCGCAGCAGCGCUCGUGAGACUAUUGGCCGUGUCGCCGCCGGCGCCAUCGCCGAGAAAUUCCUCCGCCAAGCGCAUAACAUUGAAAUUGUCGCCUUCGUCUCCUCCGUCGGCAACGAGCACCUCUUCCCCCCAACCCCCGAACACCCCUCUUCCUCCACCAACCCGGAGUUCCUUAGCCUGAUUGAUUCGAUCAGCCGCGAAACCGUCGACUCCUUCGCGCCCAUCCGCUGCCCGGAAACCGCCGCAGCUGAGCGCAUGACCAAAGUCAUCGAGAAGUACCGCGACAACCACGACAGCAUCGGUGGAACCGUAACAUGCGUGAUCCGCAACGUGCCAGUUGGAUUGGGCGAGCCCUGCUUCGACAAGCUUGAAGCCAAGCUCGGCCACGCGAUGCUCAGCAUUCCCGCAACUAAGGGCUUCGAGAUCGGCUCCGGUUUCGGCGGCUGCGAGGUCCCCGGCUCAAUCCACAACGACCCCUUCAUUGUCAGCCAGAACGAGGCUGGCGGCCCCCGUCUCACUACCAAGACUAACAACUCUGGCGGUAUCCAGGGUGGUAUCUCCAACGGCGCGUCCAUCUACUUCCGCGUCGCGUUCAAGCCCGCUGCUACUAUCGGCCAGGCGCAGACCACUACUACUUACGACGGUGAGGAGGGUGUUCUGGAGGCUAAAGGUCGUCAUGAUCCUUGUGUCACCCCCCGUGCUGUCCCUAUCGUUGAGGCUAUGUCGUCGCUGGUUAUCAUGGACGCUCUCAUGGCUCAGUAUGCCCGUGAGGGUGCCAAGAACUUGCUUCCCCGGCUGCCUCAGACUAUCCCUACUAAGCCUACUACCGCGCCUUCGUCGUAA
Penicillium concentricum is the source of this 1215-nucleotide messenger RNA. Its product is annotated as bifunctional chorismate synthase/riboflavin reductase [NAD(P)H] ARO2. Gene Ontology annotation, molecular function: FMN binding; chorismate synthase activity. The coding region runs from base 1 to 1215 and encodes 404 amino acids. Gene Ontology annotation, biological process: aromatic amino acid biosynthetic process; chorismate biosynthetic process. The record is from RefSeq and is a predicted model, not a curated record. Gene Ontology annotation, cellular component: cytosol. The transcript has 3 exons. Lineage: Eukaryota; Fungi; Ascomycota; Eurotiomycetes; Eurotiales; Aspergillaceae.